AUGCCUGGUGAAGAUUCUGUGACUCUGUACGGGUAUGAGACGUUGCGUGGCAGCCCACCGCCCACGGACAAGCCAAUCCGUGUCAUCAGCAUGGAGUACUGCCCUUUCGCAGAGAGCUCACUGACUUGUCAGUUUGAGCACUCUGGCAAGCGUGCUCGCAUGGUGCUGGCUAAGAAGGGCCUAGAGCACGACAUAAUCAACGUGGAUCUGUCCAACAAGCCAGCCUUCUUGUUUGAAGCCAACCCCAACGGACAAGUCCCCGGCUGCUUCACGAGGGCAACAACAUCUACGAAGUAUCUGGAGAACAAAUUCCCGGAGACUGCCACUCUCUAUCCCAAGGACGCCACUGUGCGCGCUCAAGGCCGACAGCUGUCAUCCCAGCAUGGUAGCAAGGUGAUUCCAGCUUUCUACAAAACAGUUAGCUCGCUGAAGAGUGAAGACCCAGCGGUCCGGAAGGAGGCCUUUGCCAAUUUCCACAAAGUCCUUGACACGUGGGUAGAGCAGAAGCUUGGCGAUGGACCCUUCUUUGGUGGUGCCACCGAGAAUAUCACCGAUAUCCUCAUCUGGCCAUGGCUGUACCGAUCCGACAUCCUCACAAGACACCGUUUGCCCGAGCUUCUCAAUGCAGAUAAGUUCCCAAAGACGCUGCGCUACAUAGCAGCGAUGAGAGCUCUGCCGUACAUCCAGCAAACUGCUGCUACUGAUGAGGGUUUGCUCAAAUUCGUGGACACCUUCACUUCUGGCAAGAAACCAGUGGGCUACAACAUUGAUUCCAAGCACCCGUUCUAUGCCGGCCCUGCUUCGGCAGAUGCCUAG
Sycon ciliatum is the source of this 816-nucleotide messenger RNA. RefSeq names its product glutathione S-transferase omega-1-like. Gene Ontology annotation, molecular function: glutathione transferase activity; glutathione dehydrogenase (ascorbate) activity. Gene Ontology annotation, biological process: glutathione metabolic process. Gene Ontology annotation, cellular component: cytoplasm. The transcript is spliced from 6 exons. The record is from RefSeq and is a predicted model, not a curated record. NCBI's taxonomy places the organism in Eukaryota, Metazoa, Porifera, Calcarea, Leucosolenida, Sycettidae. The coding region runs from base 1 to 816 and encodes 271 amino acids.